Messenger RNA from Tarenaya hassleriana, 1219 nucleotides. RefSeq lists its product as uncharacterized. Bases 130 to 1101 code for a protein of 323 amino acids. NCBI's taxonomy places the organism in Eukaryota, Viridiplantae, Streptophyta, Magnoliopsida, Brassicales, Cleomaceae. The record is from RefSeq and is a predicted model, not a curated record. Gene Ontology annotation, molecular function: zinc ion binding. The transcript is spliced from 7 exons.
GCCGGCAAAAGAACCGGUGCCGGGUCAUCUCACUUUUCUCCUUGUACCAACCAACCCAACAACGCCCAAAACAGAAUCUGAUCGAAGCUUCCUCUCUCUCUCUCUCUCUGGGUAUUUCUCAGAUUAGGGAUGACUGACCAAUCGGAGUCGUCGCCUCUGGUGCCGCCGUUGCCAAUGGCGGAGCCGAGUGAGAUCGAUCUCGAAGCGGGGCCCGGUGAACAGAUUCAGUGUCGAAUUUGCCUUGAAACUGAUGGUAGGGAUUUCAUAGCUCCAUGUAAAUGCAAAGGAACGUCAAAGUAUGUACAUCGGGAAUGUUUGGAUCAUUGGAGAGCUGUGAAGGAAGGGUUUGCAUUUGCACACUGCACAACCUGCAAGGCCCCAUAUUAUCUGAGAGUUCAUGGUGCUGCAGAUAGGAAAUGGCGGACAAUGAAGUUUCGGUUCUUUGUUACUCGAGAUAUUUUAUCCAUAUUUCUUGCGGUUCAACUUGUAAUUGCUGCACUGGGCUACUUGGUCUAUUUUGUAGAUGGUUACCAACAAUCAUGGCUUCGUCAUAUCUGGGGUUUUGACAGUGAGGUCACGUUUUAUUACAUGUGUGGAGCUUUGUUGUUCUUUGCUUUGCUGGGUCUAUCUGGAUGCUUCAUAACUUGUUAUGAUCGAAGAGUUCGGAAUGACUUAGCUCAGCCUUGUCGAGAAUUAUGUCUCUGCUGCUGUCACCCUGGGAUAUGCGCUGACUGUCACCUACCGGGAACUCUUUGCAUGUGGACCGACUGCACCGCAUGCUUUGAAGGAUGUGCCAGUGCAGCCAGUGAAUGUGGUGGCUGUAUAGGAGGUGCUGGGGAGGCCGGAUUGCCAUUGCUCUUCAUUAUGGCAUUGAUAGUUCUAGGUCUAUUUACCGUAAUCGGCAUAUUCUACAGUGUAUUAGUGGCCACCAUGGUUGGACAGCGCAUUUGGCAGCGCCAUUACCACAUACUGGCGAAAAGAAUGCUAACAAAGGAAUACGUGGUUGAGGAUGUAGACGGAGAGACGACGGGAUCGGAAUGGUCGCCUCCACCUCUGCCGGCCGAGCAUGUUCACCAGCUUAAAACGCUCGGCCUUCUCUGAUUCAGCCCAUUGUAUUAUGGAUUGUACAUUCCCCUUCUUAAGCGAUACUAAACCUUACAGAUCUUGAUAUCUCUACCUUUUUCUCGCAAUAUAUACUCGGUCUUUGGACCAACACUCA